CGCGCAUUCUCGAAGAUUCGUUUCCCUCUUUUUCACUUUACUUUUCCCUCCCAGAAUCUCUCUCGCUCUCUGUUCAUCAAUCUCAUAACCAAUUCAUCGAUCUCUCACUCAAAAUCACUCUCCGUUCUCACUCGCCGUUCAUCACACGCCGUUGAUCACUCUCCGUCUCGGAGCACCGCACGCCAUCACCGUUCAUCAUUCGACUAUAGAAAAUUAGUAUUUAUUGUACAACAUAUGGUGGAGGCGUAUAUUGCGGUACUGAAAUCUCUGGCUGGAGAGAAAUUGCUGAUUACUGAGGCUCAACUAUGUGCAAUUGCAUUUCUGGGAACAGUUAUGUCUCUGUUGACAUGUCUUCAGUGGCACUCUAGUGGUCAUGAGCCCAUAAUUGAACUCUCAAGGCGGUUGUUAUCUGUACAGAAAGAUCUUGGGUUGCGAUGGGAGCCUGGUUUGUCAACACAACUUGAGCACGACGGUUUGAGCAUGACGGUUUGAUAACAGGAAUAAUACAAAGAUCCACUUCGAAACUACAUGGCCAGAGAUAUGGGUGGAUACCAUGAGUAAUGUUGAUGUAUUAGUUGCUGCUAUUGGAACUUGCGGCACUAUUACAGGCACUGGAGAUUAUCUGAGAAUGAUAAACAGAAAAAUACAGGCUGGAUUGAUUAUAGGUGUUACAUUUGAGAUAAAGCCAUUGGAACCAUACAUGACCAUUUUGUUUCCAUAUGGUACACAUGACACAAUUUCAGCAAUUUCAUCAAUUGGUUUUGUACUUUUUGUAUUUAUAAACGGUGUACAAAUGGAUUUCAGCAUGAUAACAAGGACAGGAAACAAAGCAUGGACAAUUUCAGUAGUUGGAUUAGUUAUGCCAUUAGUUAUUGGAUUAAUACCAGUAAUACUAUUCCCCGGAAGAUUAGAAAGGCUUGAAAAUGCUAAUGGACAUGGAAUUGUUGUGGCAUUGAUAACUCAUAGUAUGAGUUCAUUUGCAGUAAUUGCUUCCCUAUUAAGUGAACUUCAAAUCCAAAACUCUGAGAUUGGUAGAUUGGCUUUGUCCUCAGCUUUGGUUAGUGACAUAUUGAGAAUAACAAUUACAACAAAUCUUGUUGUUAUGGGUAAUCCAAAUAUGAAAAUGAUUUCAAGAAACUUGGCCUCCCUUUUUGCACUUGCUAUAUUCAUUCCAUUAAUAUGUAGGCCAAUAAUGUUUUGGAUCAUUAAACAUACACCAGAAGGAAGACCUGUGAAAGAUGGUUAUAUUUAUGUUAUCAUUUCAAUGGUUUUUGCUUUAGGUGUUUUAUCAGUUAAGAUUGAUCAAGAAUUUGUCUUAGGAGCUUUCAUUUUGGGACUUUCUGUGCCUGAAGGACCUCCUUUAGGAUCUGCAUUGGUUAAGAAGCUUCAAUUCUUUGGAAUAACAUUAUUUUUACCUAUCUUUGUGACUACGUCUGUGUUGAAAGCAGAUUUUACAAUGAAUUUUUCAUCAUAUGUUAUGGUGUCAACUGGUAUUGUGGUCUUUGUUACUCACUUGAUCAAAAUAACAGUAUGUUUUAUAACUGCUCUUUCUUGCAAGAUGCCUGUCACUGAUGCUUUGUGUCUUUCCCUCAUUUUGAACACUAAAGGCGUCGUUGAAAUUGGCAUCUUCAAUGCCUUAUUCGACAAUGAUAUUAUUAAUGGGCAAACAUAUGGAGUGAUGAUUAUAAGUGUAAUGUUCAUAGCAAGCAUUGUGCAUUGGUCAGUUAAGUUAUUAUAUGAUCCAUCAAGAAAAUAUGCUGGAUACCAAAAAAGGAACAUAAUGGGAUUAAAAAGAAGCUCAGAUCUAAGAAUACUAAUAGCACUUCAAAAACAAAACCAUAUUUCAGCAGCCAUAGAUUUCUUAGACCUAUGUUGUCCAACACAAGAAUCUCCAAUCACAGUUGAUGUACUUCAUGUAAUUGAGCUAGUUGGAAGAGCCUUGCCUGUUUUCAUUCCUCAUUGUCUUCAAAGACAAGCAUCAGGAUCAGCUUCGCAUAAAUCAUACUCUGACGAUGUCAUCCUUGCUUUCGAUAUCUACGAGCAUGAUAAUGAAAAUGCAGUAUCAAUAAACACUUACACAGCAAUAUCUCCAGCAAAUCUCAUGUUUGAAGAUGUUUGUCACCUUGCAUUGGACAAAGUUGCAUCGAUAAUCAUUCUUCCAUUUCAUAUAAGGUGGUCUGCUGAUGGUGUAGUUGAAUCUGAUGACAAGAAAAUUUUAAGAGCAUUGAACCAAAAAGUCCUCGAAAUAGCUCCAUGUUCCGUUGGAAUCCUCGUAACUCGUAUUAAUUUGAUACCAAAAGCAACACCAACAACAUCAAUUACAUCAGAAUAUUCCACUACUCGAUUAGCUGUCAUUUAUUUAGGUGGAUGUGACGAUGAUGAUGAGAUUUUAUGUUUAGCGAAACGAGCGAUGAAUAAUCCUAGGAUCAACCUAGUUGUUUACCAUCUUGUUUCUAAGGAUUGCAUAGAGGAAUUGGAGGAUUUGAUGGUAAAUAGUGAUGGAUUAUUGCAAGAAAUGAAAAAUGCUGAAGGUGUGAGGUAUCAACAAAUUUUCACAAAGGAAGGAUCCGAAACAGCUUGUUUUCUACGUGAGGUUGUGAAUGAACAUGAUUAUUUUAUUGUUGGGAGAAGACAUGGAAUUAGUUCUCCUCAAACUGAUGGAUUAUCAGAAUGGAGUGAAUUUCCUGAACUUGGUGUUAUUGGUGAUUUUCUUGCUGCACCUGAUCUUAAUAGUAGUGCAUCUAUUAUGGUUGUGCAGCAACAAAUUUCACGCAAGAAAGAGCUUAAUGGAUGGAUUUUGUAGGUAUCAAAAUAUAUAGAAUAAACAAAAGCUUGCAUUGCGAUUAACCUUGCCUUGAUUCAUUCUGUUCAUUUUUAUGUACAAUUCUCUAUAAUACAUUUAUAUGUACACCCCACAAUUUGUUUAAAGUCCAGAUUUCUUUUGUUGACUUUGGAUCCGUGUGCGUUUUUUCUACAAAAAGGUUAACACUAUCAUAGAAACUAUUUAAUCUACUUAAUCACAACUAAUCUAAUUUUUACAAUAAAUUGAAAAAAAAUUAUCAUAGUUUCUUGCAACACAAGUUAAUAGUGCCUUGAAUAUACUAUUCAAAGUUGCUCAUUUAGGCACCUAUCAGAUCCUUCAAACAUUAAAAAAGAGAAAGACAGAGAGAUUGAAGAGGAGCACAAAGCAACAAGGUGGAGAAGCAUUUGUGGCUUGAUCAUUCGACUUUGGAUGCAAAUUCAUUUUCAUUUCAUCUCAAUUGUAAAGCUACCAAGAGGAAAUUAUCUUUGUGUUGGGAUUGUGUAAUUAACUACUAUUCCUUUGUAAAUUCUACCGUCAUAAUAAAAAUAGCAUCGAUCCAUGAAGACUACUAAAAAUUAAGGAAAAGGUUUUUACUAUAUUUAUUGCAUUUCAUUGAUUUGCUAAACAAUAUGGGACUGGACA
Trifolium pratense (red clover) is the source of this 3445-nucleotide messenger RNA. RefSeq names its product cation/H(+) antiporter 4-like. Gene Ontology annotation, molecular function: antiporter activity. The record is from RefSeq and is a predicted model, not a curated record. The coding region runs from base 554 to 2803 and encodes 749 amino acids. Gene Ontology annotation, cellular component: membrane; endomembrane system. NCBI's taxonomy places the organism in Eukaryota, Viridiplantae, Streptophyta, Magnoliopsida, Fabales, Fabaceae. Gene Ontology annotation, biological process: proton transmembrane transport; regulation of pH. The transcript is spliced from 6 exons.